Molecule: messenger RNA, 2313 nt
Organism: Amoebophrya sp. A120
Lineage: Eukaryota; Dinophyceae; Syndiniales; Amoebophryaceae
Source: the annotation of a GenBank genome assembly
CUAAUUCAUCGAUCCGUCACGUCCCCUCGCCCUGCCCGUUGGUGCUAGUGACACUCACCUGUCUCUCGCGCCUCGACAAUCCGCGAAAGCGGUGCGUUGGCUCCGAGUCUCUCGUUCUCGGUGUUCGGUUUCAGGGCGAGCUCGACGCGUCGGCUCUUGGGCAACAUAAACACCACAAUCUUUAAGAUCGAAUAAAAUGAGGCCUUUCGCUGUUUCAACGCCGUGAACAUCCGCGGCAGGCCGUACUUGCGACUUGCGGAGCUGCACACCGCACUGCAAGCCGUGUCCGCCAACCCGGUUUUCGAUCAACUCCGGUCGAAGAGUCACAGCUUCUUCCUAUGGAUUGCAAAAAUGUCUUGCAACUUGUCAUGCUGUCUUUGGAUUCCAAAAAAAUCUGUAUUGCGUGACCAGCAACAGGACUCCAGUUUGUGUUACGCGGAGAGGGCAUUUCUCAUGCGGAAUAGGCAUCAGCAAGCCCUGUAAAAAUCUGUGAUGCUAGAUCAUGCAUUACAUGCGUCGUGGAUCAUACGAAAGAUGCAUCACAAAUUCCGGAAUCUUCCAGACCCAGACUACAUUUUUACACUCGAUACUUCCCCUUGCUGUGCAAGGCGUUUCUGAACGCGUCCGCUAACCGGGACCAACAGUGCUCCGCAGCGGACUUCGAAUCCUUGUUGGAGUCCUUGUCCCUGACCCAGUUGGACGCCACGAACAUUUUCCGGGCGUUCGUGCAAAACGACUUUGCGAGUCUGGACGUGUGGAGCUUCAUCAACUUGAUCCUCGGAGCUUUGUGUCCGUCGUUAAUCCUGGAGGAGUUUCUGAACAACGAUUUGUUGUGUGAAACCCUGCAGAAUUUAGCCACCUGGUACUACAAACCGUUCAACUUUGAGGAGUUUUUGAAUAUGUGCCAAAACUGUGGGAUUUACGACAAGCGCGCGGUCCAGCUUUGCUUUUUGUUUCUGGACGUGGACAACAGUGAGCAGGUGUUUGCGCGAGAAAUUCUCACCGCGUUCCACAUCAAGCGGCAGCUGGCGCCGGGCGGCUCGGAAAAGAGCAGUAGUAGCAGGAAAAGACAGGGUACUUGCCGACAGUUGAAGGAAGUUGUUUUUUCUUAUUUGAAUGACAGAAAAUCAGGCAGCACUAUACAUAGGAAGUUUUCGAACCUCGUUGUGUGCAAAGAAUGCGAAGUCCGGUAGUUCAAACUGUGCAGCUCUGAAUAACUGCAUUAAAUAAACCUGCUCAGGUCAAACCAACCGCGCACGGCAGAUGAUUGCCGAGUCGCUAGGCAAACAAUUUGCCGGGUGUUUUGCCAAGGCGGAUCUGCUGAAACGGGUGGUGAAAGCGCCGUGGUCUGCUUCGGAGCAGGAAGCGGUGCAGGGCGGUUUCAAGACGCUUAAACGAAUCCAGACCGGAAUUCCCGUACCAAAACCGAAGAGAAAGGACGAGGACGAAGACGCCCCCCCGCCCAAACCCGGGUUCCGGAGGCGCAGGAAACUCGCCCCGUCCUCCGAGAACGCACCCGCGCCGGCGCAAAGCACCAUGAGCAGCAGCGAACCCUACCUUGGGAAAGUGGAAGCGCUGCCCGCGGAGCUGCUGCACAGCGACCUCAUUUUCAAUCUGGAGGAGUACGCGAGAUCGAAAAACGUGAUCCAGAAGCAGCACACGUCGUUAAUAACGGAGUGCGGGUCCAGGGACAUGCUGGAGCUCUAUUUCUUGGGCAACAAGCUGCGGACCUGAAAAGCAUGAAGUGCUGUUCCUUCGCUGACUUGCGGUCGUGAGAAAAAGUGCUGGACUUCUUAUUUGUGUGUAUCUGUAAAUGUAGACCACCUGGUCUCCGUCGGUACAGAAGUACUUAACGGGAUGGUACUACCACUACUAUGCUCGUACAGGCUAAAUAAAAGUAUGUACAAUAAUGUUUCGGUUUCAUCAACAUCCGUGCUUUGUUUAGUACUCAAAACGUAUGCAAUGAACUAGAACUUGUGCUGCUUGCGAAGAAAUCAGAACGAGGUUUCUUACCCCUAAGCUAGGCAACAGUUAUCUUCACCAAGACCAAAAUUGUAACAAUCCAAUCUCAAACACAAAGACAAACUCAAUCUCUUCAAGAACCAAGACCAAGAUUACUAUACCAAUUCGUAGACCCGAUGCAAAUUCUGGACUGGAUUUUUGACGAUAAUCCGUAAACUCCAGAAGUAGUUGCUGCAAGACAUCGCAGACAGCAGCUUUUGCUUACGAGGGAACUAAACUUACUUACAUCGACCGUGCUGCUCCGCACGCCACAAUGCUGAACUGAUAGCGACAUACAUUUUAAGCCUGAAC